AUGGCGACAACUAAAGAUGUGGAGCCAGUGUUCUACCCCGCGUUCUGCUUCCAAGCGUCCCCUACAUACUUCACCUGGGUGAAAAUGUCUGUUGCGGAUGUACACCAAUUACAAAGACCAAUCCAAUUUGAAGGCCAAAACCUAUUCUUCUUCAAAAAUCACCCAAUCCGCUAUGUCAGCGUGCUAGGCAUGAUAGUUGCCCGGUCAGAAGUCUAUCGCCGCACUAUCUUGACGAUAGAUGAUAGUACUGGCGCAACAAUCAAUGUCAUUGUCUUGCAUGCUGAGGUUAAAGAAAAAGAAAAACAAACGACAGGAUUCGUCCAGCCAGUUAUCGCUCAAGAUGAGACAAAGUUCUACACAGCUGAGCCCUCAGCGGAAGGGAUUCCUAACAAUUUACCUGGUCAAACAACACAUAUCACCACGACAGACUGCAAUAUCAUCGACAUCUCAAACCUGAUGCCUGGAAAGCUAGUGCAAGUCAAAAGUACGCUGAGCAACUUUCGGUCCACGAUGCAACUUAACCUUGAGCGCGUAUCAGAGGUGAGAGACACGAAUGCGGAACUGCAGUUUAUCGAUGCACGAUUACAGUUUUUUGUUGGGGUAUUGUCUGAGCCUUGGGUGUUGCUUGAUGAGGAUAUCAGGCAGUUGCAGAUUCAGGCGCUUGGGGAAGAUGAUAAGGCUUUGGAGCAUAGGAGGAGGGUGGAGAGUAGGGCUAAGAGGAAAGCUGAGAGGGAAGCGAAGGAUCUACGACAUAUCUUGAAACGGUACGCGAGGGAGGAGGAAAAAAGGGCUAAAGAGGCGGCGGCUUGUAGAGAGGAUGGUCUUCGACUCAUGGCUGAUAUUCAGCGGAAGAGGGGUUUGAAGAAAUGA
Messenger RNA from Penicillium taxi, 870 nucleotides. RefSeq names its product OB-fold domain-containing protein. NCBI's taxonomy places the organism in Eukaryota, Fungi, Ascomycota, Eurotiomycetes, Eurotiales, Aspergillaceae. Bases 1 to 870 code for a protein of 289 amino acids. The record is from RefSeq and is a predicted model, not a curated record. The transcript has 2 exons.